CGAACAGUUGUCAGUCAAGGAGAGAACCCGGCGUGUGAAGGCUGUGGGGACGGUGUGGAGGCAGCGGAGACACUUGUCGUUCAGGUGACGAGCAGUUUAACACGUGGAGGCCAGCACAGCACAAAACUGUCUCCACGUCCAGGCUAGUGCUGCUGCUGGAGUGAGGGCCUGAGGCUGAUGGUGUGCUCAGCACUGUCCAAACAGCCUCUGCCUCCAGUGCUCCCCGGUGCAUCUCUGACUCUAGGCCACAUCCGGAGCCUUCUGCAAGACCUGCCAGCACCUCGCAGCAGAAGCACUGGUGCUCUGGAGGCUACAUGGCCGGGCAGGAUCACCAGCAGCAAGCUGCCAAUGCUGUGAGGAUCAAGAGAACCACCACCACCUUGCUGCUGGCAUCUCGGCCACAAAGGAAAGGGAAAACUGAGUCAGUUGUGUGACCAAGAUUUAAGACUGAGAGCAAGUUCACCCGACACUGCCUUGCACACACUGGUGAAGGAAACCAUGAGUGCUAAGAGUGUGGGGAAAGACUCCCUGGGAAGGCUGACCUCAACAAAUACACCCACACCCUCUGGUGGAGGACCUCAUGAAUGCCAUCAGUGUGGCAAAGGUUUCAGUUACAAGAGUCACCUCAAUAUACACACCCUUUCACACACUGGUGAAAGACCUCAUGAAUGCCAUGAGUGUGGGAAAAGGUUCAUUACGAAGGGUCACCUCAACACACACACACUUACACACACUGGUGAAAGACCUCAUGAAUGCCAUGAAUGUGGCAAAAUGUUCCGUAAAAAGUUUAACCUCAACAUACACACCCUUUUACACACUGGUGAAAGACCUCAUGAAUGCCAUGAGUGUGGGAAAAGGUUCAUUACGAAGGGUCAACUCAACACACACACACUUUCACACACUGGUGAAAGACCUCAUGAAUGCCAUGAAUGUGGCAAAAAGUUCUGUAGAAAGGGUCACCUCAACAGACACACCCUUUCACACACUGGUGAAAGACCUCAUGAAUGCCAUGAAUGUGGCAAAAAGUUCCGUAGAAAGGGUCACCUCAACACACACACCCUUUCACACACUGGUGAAAGACCUCAUGAAUGCCAUGAGUGUGGCAAAAGGUUCCGUACGAUGAGGGACCUCUACAGACACACUCAUAUACACACUGGUGAAAAACCUCUGAAUGCCAUGACUGGCAAAAGAUUCAAUCAAGAGGAGGCCACCACAACAUUGUCUCCACAUCCACCCCAGCCACAUUUCUACCCAGUCUCUUCUACCUCCUCGGGCCAGACCCAUUUCUACUGGUCUCUUCUGGUCCAACCCACUUCUAUCAGUCUCCUCCAGCCCAGCCCACUCCUCGCCCCAGUCUCCUCCAGCCCAGCCCACUCCUCGCACCAGCCUCCUCUAGCCCAGCCCACUCCUCGCACCAGUCUCCUCCAGCUCAGCCCAUUCCUCGCACCAGUCUCCUCCAGCCCAGCCCAUUCCUCGCACCAGUCUUCUCCAGCCCAGCCCAUUCCUCGCACCAGUCUCCUCUAGCCCAGCCCACUCCUCGCACCAGUCUCCUCCAGCCCAGCCCAUUCCUCGCACCAGCCUCCUCUAGCCCAGCCCACUCCUCGCCCCAGUCUCCUCCAGCCCAGCCCACUCCUCACACCAGUCUCCUCUAGCCCAGCCAACACCUCGCACCAGUCUCCUCCAGCCCAGCCAACACCUCGCACCAGUCUCCUCCAGCCCAGCCAACUCCUCGCACCAGUCUCCUCCAGCCCAGCCCACUCCUCGCACCAGCCUGCUCUAGCCCAGCCCAAUCCUCGCACCAGUCUCCUCCAGCCUAGCCCACUCCUCGCAUCAGUCUCCUCUAGCCCAGCCCACUCCUCGCACCAGUCUCCUCCAGCCCAGCCCACUC
Messenger RNA from Eriocheir sinensis (Chinese mitten crab), 1888 nucleotides. Its product is annotated as zinc finger protein 300-like. The record is from RefSeq and is a predicted model, not a curated record. Gene Ontology annotation, molecular function: DNA-binding transcription factor activity, RNA polymerase II-specific; RNA polymerase II cis-regulatory region sequence-specific DNA binding. Bases 499 to 1524 code for a protein of 341 amino acids. Gene Ontology annotation, biological process: regulation of transcription by RNA polymerase II. Gene Ontology annotation, cellular component: transcription regulator complex; PcG protein complex. NCBI's taxonomy places the organism in Eukaryota, Metazoa, Arthropoda, Malacostraca, Decapoda, Varunidae. The transcript has 2 exons.